Zasmidium cellare ATCC 36951 is the source of this 555-nucleotide messenger RNA. RefSeq lists its product as uncharacterized. The coding region runs from base 1 to 555 and encodes 184 amino acids. NCBI's taxonomy places the organism in Eukaryota, Fungi, Ascomycota, Dothideomycetes, Mycosphaerellales, Mycosphaerellaceae. The transcript is spliced from 3 exons. The record is from RefSeq and is a predicted model, not a curated record.
AUGCAUAUCCCAACAGCUUUCGCAUCACUCUUGCUCCUCCCCCUCGCCCUCUGCGCACCACCAUCACCGCCCAACUAUGGCUACCCUCCAACCCAAGCCAUCACAAAGCUCACUCAAGGCGGGUACAAAUUCGCCCUCACCAUCGACCAAAAGCAAUGGUCCAACCUAUCGCAAGUCAUGACCGAAGAUAUCUACUACGACAGCAGUGCCCUCGGAGCAGGCUAUGGCGGAUUGGCCGUGGGACUCGACCAAGUCCGCACUGUGCUCGAAGAGACGGCGCCCGAAGGGAUCUACUGGGAGCAUCUGGUGACGAACCUGUACCUGGAGAAGUUGAAUACUCCGACCAACGCGAGCUCGAUUACUUAUAUCACCGUCUCGAGAUGGGAUCCUAGCGCUCUCCACGAUAUUACCAAGACAUACCGGAUCUACUACCGCUGCGACGAUGUGUGGCUUCUGCAGGAUGGGAAUUGGAAGUUGUCGCACAGUAUUGUGAGGAAUACGGGACCCCGGGUGGAGGCUCCCUACUUUGGCUCGAUUUCAAUGAGCCAAGAGUGA